Molecule: messenger RNA, 1961 nt
Organism: Leptidea sinapis
Lineage: Eukaryota; Metazoa; Arthropoda; Insecta; Lepidoptera; Pieridae
Product: dynein intermediate chain 3, ciliary-like
Exons: 1
Coding region: 50-1804 (584 amino acids)
Biological process (GO): cilium movement; outer dynein arm assembly
Cellular component (GO): outer dynein arm
Molecular function (GO): dynein heavy chain binding; dynein light chain binding
Source: RefSeq, a predicted model, not a curated record
UUAUUUAAUUUAAACAAAUUAAUAAGCAUUUUCUUUGUAUAAAACUGUAAUGAUGGACAAAGAUCUAACUUAUGCAUAUUUCAAGCCAAGAAAAGAUUUUGGAAAACAGCCUCUAUUUUGUGAAGUUGAUUCACAUUUGAUUGAUUCAAUAAGUCCCAGCAAACAUGAUCAACAGCAAUAUUGUUUAAGAAACCCUGUGAAUCAUGACACUCAAACAAGUAAUCACUGCUCAGAAAAGUACAUGAAUACGAAGGAACUAAUUGUUGAACAUGCUGGUAUUAAUCACACUGAAGGUGGUUGGCCAAAAGACAUUCAUGUGGAUGAUGAAGAAGCCACGUCCAGAUAUUGUCGCCGAGUUGAAAGAGACGAUGCAUAUAUACAUACUGUGCUGUCAACUUAUCCUCAAUUUAAAAGUUACAUCGAUCAAAAUAAUGGUAUAGAAAUGUACGACAUGUUUUUCAAAAAUAUGCCAACUCAAAAAUCCGUUGAAAAGUCUAUGAUUCAAGUCGGGAAUGCUUUUAAAGAUGACCAAGAAAGACCAAUUAGUAGCAUCAGUUGGACAUUUGAAGAUAAUUCAAAAAUGGUUGUGGCUUAUUGUAAUAAACAAUAUCCACUAAGCCAACUUGUAAAUAAAGAUUUUACCUGCUCUAUUUGGGAUAUAGAAAAUCCCAAUUCACCCAUGUUACAAUUGCAUCCUACUUCAGCUUGCUGGCAGCUGGUGUGUUCACCUGGAAAUUCAAAUGUGAUUGUUGGUGGUCUAGAAGAUGGAACAGUUUGUAUUUUUGAUACACGUGUUAAUUCUCAAUGUACUUCUUCAAGUCCACUGCAUUUAGCACAUCGAGAUCCAAUUUCUAGUCUUAUUUAUAUUCCAUCACGCUUAAAUACGGACUUUUUUAGUGCAUCUACCGAUGGCAUGUGUAAGUGGUGGGACGUACGUAAUACGUCUUCACCUACUGAUACUUUGAUAAUAUCUAUACAAAUUCCGCCUGGUGAAUCUAAAAGUAUAGCUAAUUCAGAAGGGAUUAGUUCAUUGCAAUAUGACAGAUCAUUUCCGACAAAAUUUUUGUGUGGAACAGAUACAGGUUUUGUAAUCAACGUGAACAGAAAAGGUAAGACACAUAAUGAAAUCAUGAGUGCAGUAUUCGCUGCACAUUAUGGUCCUGUUCAUGCAGUUCAUCGAAGUCCAUGUACUUCAAAAAUUUUUAUUACUUGUGGUGACUGGCGGGUUAAUAUUUGGAGUGACGACAUUCAUUCGGGUCCAAUUAUUACAGGGAUGAAGCACGUUAAAAAAAUAACCGAUGUAGUAUGGUCUCCACAUCGUAUUUCAAAUUAUAUGUCAAUUUCUGCUGAUGGUAAAUUCCGUGUUUGGGAUCUUUUACGUAAAUACCAUGAACCAGUCAUAACAUUACCGGUAUCAAAAUAUCCUUUACUGAAACUCAAGCCCCAUGAAGAUGGUCAGAAAGUGGCUGUUGGAGAUAAAAAAGGCAUAGUAUAUCUUUUGUAUUUGUCUGAAAAUUUAGUAAUAUCAAGUGAGACAGAUAAGCCAUUAAUGUUAAAAAAUUUUGAUCGCGAAACACGCCGUGAACAUAUUUUAGAAUCAAGAGUGAGAGAAAUUAAAUUAAGACUUAAGUUAGAAGAUGAAAAACCUGUUGAUAUGGGUAUAAUAGAUAAUGAAGAAGCAAUCUUAAAAGUAACAGAAGAUGAAUAUAGAAGUAAAGUAUCGCAAGAGAUGUUGAAUAUUGGAAGCUCAGCAGCUAUUAGUGGCUCCAAAGGACGUAAAAAUAUUCAAAUGCGUGAAAGAUAAAAUUUCGUUGCUUGUAUUUUUUUAAUUGUAGUUGAAGUAUUGAGGUUGUCAUGUAAGAUUGUUUUUGUUUUUCAUAAGAAGGAAACUGAUAGGCCUGUUUCAAUAUUAUUGUACUGAUGCAAACAGGUUUAAAGCAAUAAUAAAAUUCUGUAAUAGA